Messenger RNA from Owenia fusiformis, 1479 nucleotides. Lineage: Eukaryota; Metazoa; Annelida; Polychaeta; Sabellida; Oweniidae. The record is from the annotation of a GenBank genome assembly.
AAUAUUUUUGACUGCGUAUUAAAUUCACCAUUGUGGACAACGGUUGGUGCAGUCUACGUUGUUUUCAUGGCACCCCGGUUAAAUCUACGCCGUAAUGGUUAGAGUGCAUUCAAUAUGCGAACAUUAAAAGUUUGGCUUGUCAAGUAGUGUAGAGGAUUGUAAAAAAGUUGAAUCGAAGCAAAUAAAUUGCGAAUAAUUUGUGGAUAAUUUAUGGAAAAACUUGAUAGAAUGGAAACAAAUGAGCUGGUUUGCAGAAGGUCAUGUCUAACUGACCGCAGUGCCAUAGCUGAAAUGGUCGACAGCGUAUAUGAUGGCUUAGAUUAUCUAGACGCAUUUUACUCACUUUAUAUGAAACAAAACUUCAGAUAUUGUUUUGUUGCCGAAAAGAAUGGGAAAGUGGUAUCCUAUAUUCACACGUUCACUGUGCUCGAUGGAGGUAGAACGGGAGUAAGACAAGCAGCCAGAACAGCCGCGCAACAUAGAGGGAAGGGAUUCUACAAGAUACUGGAGAACUAUUCAACCAUGCAGAUUAAUUUUCUGUGCCCAAAUCUAGAGCAAUGGGCUUACACAGCAUACUGGAAUACCUUUGAAAAGAAAAGGAUAUCAAAUCCUGAGCUGGGCUAUCAGCUCAUUGAUAAGAGGUAUUGGAAGGUGUAUAUCAUAAAGGAGACUGACGUUUAUCUCAACACUGUUCACCCUGGGAACAAUGGCCUACCUACACAAACAGAACCAAUGCAUGAAAUCAACAUUGACGAAGCCGAGGGAAUCCUCAAAGAUCCAGAUAACAAGGAACGCCUGGUCCCUUCUGGGUCACUCUGCAGUUCAUGGGAACCGUUUAGCGUCGACGAUGGCCUUAGAACCAACCUAACUGCCAUCUAUACGAGAUCUAGUGUCUGGGGGACUAAGAUUGACGGUGACUGUCGUGCCCUUAGUACCGGUACCAUCUACGAAUGCCCAAAAGGACUUAUGUAUGAUUUGGACUAUUACGGACAAGAAUUCAAGCAGUUAAAAGCUCAUAUUUUAUCUCAUGUGAAACACGCUCUUAAAGAGAGUAACAUGAACAGGCAGUUGUAUUUAUGUGUGUUUUGCCCUUUUGAGAUGUCUUUGGCUGAUUUGGACGAGUUUAUGUUAAAAGAUAUGGGAUGGAAGCCCGAGCCUACCGAUGAGACACCAGUCUAUGUGACUAUCACAAAACGACUUUGAUAGAAAGUAUUAAUGAGGGGACAUAAAUGGUGAUAUUUGAAAUACUGCACAAUUAAAAAACACGAGAACAUUAAACUGAAUAAGUCAAACAUCUUACAUGUAGGAUCUUCAAAAGGUUCGAGUUAUGUGAUUGGCAUUUUGAAAAUAUAAUACCAAAGUCCAAAUUAUUCCCAGACGAUUAUAUUAUAUCCAACAUAUACUUAUAAAUUGACCAUUGUUAUUUUGGCAUUUUCAAACAUUUCCUUCAAUUCUUAAACUGGCAGAACCCGGGGGGGG